Thalassophryne amazonica is the source of this 1029-nucleotide messenger RNA. Its product is annotated as troponin I, slow skeletal muscle-like. NCBI's taxonomy places the organism in Eukaryota, Metazoa, Chordata, Actinopteri, Batrachoidiformes, Batrachoididae. The coding region runs from base 135 to 701 and encodes 188 amino acids. Gene Ontology annotation, cellular component: troponin complex. Gene Ontology annotation, biological process: muscle contraction. The record is from RefSeq and is a predicted model, not a curated record. The transcript has 8 exons.
UCUAUUUAAGUCUCACUGUGGCAGAGAGGGAGGACAACAGGCACGAGAGAAAUAUUCUCCUCAGUCCUUCUCACCAUCACUUUCUUUCUGCAUCCACAAGAUCAACACAAAGGGGGUGAACUGAGACAGACAGGAUGCCUGCGAAACUACAAGAGAGUAAACCUAAAAUCUCUGCAUCUCGCAAGCUCAUGCUCAAGAGCCUGAUGGUAGCCAAGGCAACCGAGCAGCUGGAGCAUGAGAUGGUGAAAAAAGAGGAGCAGAAAGAAAAGUACCUUGACGAAAAAGCUCCUCCACUACAGACCAGCGGCAUGUCCUUAGCAGAACUUCGGACGUUGUGUGAGGAGUUACAUGCCAAAAUAGAUGUGGUUGAUGAGGAGCGAUAUGACAUCGAAGCCAAAGUCUUACACAACACCACAGAGAUCAAAGAUCUAAACAUCAAAGUACUGGACCUGAGAGGGAAGUUCAAGAGACCUCCCCUGAGAAGAGUGCGGGUCUCUGCUGACGCCAUCCUGCGCUCGCUGCUGGGUUCCAAACAUAAAGGCUCUAUGGAUUUCAAGGCCAAUCUCAAAUCAGUGAAGAAGGAUGACACAGAGAAGGAGAAAACAGUGGAAGUGAGCGACUGGAGGAAGAACGUGGAAGCGAUGUCUGGCAUGGAGGGUCGCAAGAAGAUGUUUGAUGCAGCAAAAGGCUCCAACCAGUAAAUGCGUUAUUAAACAACAAUUGUUUUACGCCAAACACCGUCGAUCACAACCCAAAGAAUGUUAAAUGCAGCAUGAAGUGCAAACACAAAAACAUCUUACUGCUUAUCAUCUACUACAAUCAGCAACAGGUUUGUCGUCAUGUCCCACAACAGCUUGUAGUCAAGGUUCUUGAAAUGGAGCAAUAUCUCCACCUGGUGGACGAGGCACAGUAGAAUAUCAGCGAGAGCUCUAGUCAUUUAGAUUUAAAGAUAUUUUUGGGGCAUGUGCUUCUUUUCAUUAUUCAGCUUUCAUUGUCAUUAAAAUAAAAAAGGAAUGCUUUUUGUCUGUU